This is a messenger RNA of Anopheles coluzzii, 2655 nucleotides long. It is a transcript of the gene Tace, whose product is annotated as ADAM 17-like protease. Gene Ontology annotation, cellular component: plasma membrane. Bases 125 to 2404 code for a protein of 759 amino acids. The transcript has 7 exons. Gene Ontology annotation, biological process: membrane protein ectodomain proteolysis; Notch signaling pathway. NCBI's taxonomy places the organism in Eukaryota, Metazoa, Arthropoda, Insecta, Diptera, Culicidae. Gene Ontology annotation, molecular function: metalloendopeptidase activity. The record is from RefSeq and is a predicted model, not a curated record.
UUGACAACGCAAAAGCAAUGGUGAAAAAAUCGACUUUCCUUGCAACGAAAAACAAAUCUCGUUUGUAUGCGGAAACUAAUUUGGCAAUAAUAAGGCUUUAAAGUUAGUUAGUAGUGAGACAAAAAUGUCUCUCCCUAGCAUCAUCUUGACCGUGGUGUUGGUGGUAUCGUUCGCUGUGCUCAUCGCACCACUACAAGGUCAACUGCACAAAAACCUCAAGUACUACGAGACGCUUCACGCAAAGGAUCUUUCGCACAGGAUCGAAAAGCGUGGCACCAAGCACAGCAACCACCCGUUCAACACGAUUAAGGAGGUGGAGUUCAAGGUGCUGGGCAGAAAGUUUCGCCUGAUUUUGCACCCGCACGCGUCCGUGCUGCACAGCAACUUCCGGGCGUACACCGUCGAUGGCAACGGGAGCGAAUCGAUCGUACACCUCGAUCGGAGCAACUUCUUCAAGGGGCGCGUGUUCGGGGAGAUGGAAUCGCACGUCAAUGCGCACAUCGAUGACGGUGUGAUGACCGCGUCGGUCGUACUGCCUGAUGAAACGUACCACAUCGAGCCUUCGUGGCGCCAUUUGCCACACCUGAGCGACAAGCACAUGAUCGCGUACCGCACGUCGGACAUCAAGUUUAGCUGGGACCAGGUCGAUGCCAUAUCGGGGGACUUGGGGGUGCCGCGCACCUGCGGUUACAUCAAGGAGGGACAAGAGCUCGAAGGGCAGGAGGCCGAAGAAGACGAGGAGGUUGAUGGAGACACGGAGGGAUACGAAUCGGACAGUGAUCCAACGCCGGAGACGGUGUGGCACGCGGAAGAUCUACCGGAAAGUAAAAGAUCGCGCCGGAAACGGCAGGCAGAUCAGUACGAGUAUACGCCAACGAAAACGCGUUGCCCGUUGCUGCUCGUAGCGGACUAUCGCUUCUUCCAGGAGAUGGGGGGAAGCAAUACGAAAACCACCAUCAACUACUUGAUAAGUCUCAUCGAUCGUGUACACAAGAUUUACAACGAUACGAUCUGGCAGGAUCGAUCGGACCAGGAGGGAUUCAAAGGGAUGGGGUUUGUGAUUAAGAAGAUUGUUGUACAUUCGGAACCGACUCGGGUGCGUGGCGGUGAGGCCCACUACAACAUGGUGCGCGAAAAGUGGGACGUUCGAAAUCUAUUGGAGGUGUUUUCUCGGGAGUACAGUCAUAAGGAUUUCUGCUUGGCACAUCUUUUCACAGAUCUCAAAUUUGAAGGCGGCAUUCUUGGUCUUGCGUACGUGGGCUCGCCACGUCGCAAUUCCGUCGGUGGCAUCUGCACUCCAGAGUACUUCAAGAAUGGCUACACGCUGUACCUGAACUCGGGCCUCAGCAGUUCCCGCAAUCACUACGGGCAGCGGGUGAUAACGCGCGAAGCGGAUCUCGUGACGGCGCACGAGUUCGGUCACAACUGGGGCUCGGAGCACGAUCCCGACAUACCGGAGUGUUCGCCGAGCGCUUCCCAGGGCGGCAGCUUCCUCAUGUACACCUACUCCGUGAGCGGUUACGACGUGAACAACAAGAAGUUUUCACCCUGCUCGCUGCGCUCGAUCCGCAAGGUACUGCAGGCGAAAUCGGGCCGCUGCUUUUCCGAACCGGAGGAAUCAUUCUGCGGCAAUCUGCGCGUCGAGGGCGAUGAACAGUGCGACGCCGGUCUGCUCGGCACGGAGGACAACGAUGCGUGCUGCGACAAGAACUGCAAGCUGCGCCGGAACCAGGGCGCGGUUUGCAGUGACAAGAAUUCCCCCUGCUGCCAGAACUGCCAGUACAUGAUGGCGGGGGUAAAGUGUCGCGAGGCACAGUACGCCACGUGCGAGCAGGAGGCACGCUGCACCGGCAACCAUGCCGAGUGCCCGAAGAGCCCGCCGAUGAGCGAUGGUACGAUGUGCCAGGAGCGCGGCCAGUGCCGGAAUGGGAAGUGUGUGCCGUACUGCGAGACGCAGGGAUUGCAGAGCUGCAUGUGCGACAUUAUAGCGGACGCUUGCAAGCGGUGCUGCCGGCAGAGCAUCAACGAAACGUGCUUCCCGGUAGAGCCGCCGGACGUGCUGCCGGACGGGACGCCCUGCAUCCAGGGCUUCUGCAACAAGGGCAUGUGCGAGAAAACGAUCCAGGAUGUGGUGGAACGGUUCUGGGACAUUAUUGAGGAGAUCAAUAUAAACAAAGUGUUGCGAUUCUUGCGCGACAACAUUGUCAUGGCGGUCGUAAUGCUAACCGCGCUCUUCUGGAUCCCGGUCAGCUGUGUCAUCUCCUACUUUGAUCGAAAGAAAAGAAAAGAGGACUGGAAGGAGUACGAAUGGAGCCAGAAGUUGGAUCUUAUUCAUCCAAGCGACCGACGACGGGUGAUUCACAUAAGAGUUCCGAGGCAAAAAAUAACCGUUGCCAGAAUGUGAAUUCAACCAAAUUCAUCACAGGAAGGAUUUGAAGCUUCCAUCGCAAUCGGUAGUGGAAAAUUCCCACAAUCUACUAGUCAGUACCAAUGAGUUCUUUUUUUCAUUUCAUACCUAAUGAUAAGUAAGAUAUAGCAGCCAGAACAAAAGGAACAUCUCCACUACACUCAAAACAAAGGUCACCCUAAGCACAACUGUAGGCCGAAACGAACACAGAAGCGAAACAACUAAUACUAAUAAUGUAAUCCUCUUAC